Messenger RNA from Talaromyces atroroseus, 2367 nucleotides. RefSeq lists its product as hypothetical. Bases 1 to 2367 code for a protein of 788 amino acids. Lineage: Eukaryota; Fungi; Ascomycota; Eurotiomycetes; Eurotiales; Trichocomaceae. The transcript has 4 exons. The record is from RefSeq and is a predicted model, not a curated record. Gene Ontology annotation, molecular function: DNA binding; zinc ion binding. Gene Ontology annotation, biological process: DNA-templated transcription.
AUGUGCGGUCGCCGUUACCUACAAGGGUCCGAAGCGCCUGCGACAGAUGCCGGCAACAUAAAUCCCGGUGUGAUCCUUUCCGGCCCUGCUCUCUAUGCGUCCGAGCCGACGUCCCUUGUCGACCACUAUCGACAAGCCGACCAACUGCACGGAAGCUCCAGAGGUCGCCGACGCCAAACAAGCAUUCCGUCGGAGACGCUUGACGAACAGUCACGAGACGCAGCUCAUGGCCUUGGAAGAGAAGCAACGAGUCAACAUCAGGCUCGAUCACCAAAGACGCUUCAAAGGAAUGGCGUAUCUGAAGAGUCUUCGGGGACGCAUGAUAUGCCGCAAUCUCUAGACUGCGGUGAAGCCGAAUCUGCGAUUGAAAUUGCUCGAAGACUUUGUGGACUUGGCAGCAACCACAUCAGUGACCAAUCCACCUCCGCCAUUCCUGGCUACCAGACCACCGGCCCUUGUGAAACUAAUUUGGGUUCAACGAUCACCAAUCAGCGAGUAUCUAUAUCUUCUAUUGUGGGCCAACACCUGCCGCCCAUGGAUCUUGUGUAUAGUCUGUUAGAAGAGUAUUUUGAUUCUGUACAUUGGUUCUCCCUCGCCAUAUACGAGCCAAAGUUCCGCAGAAGGCUCAAUUCCAUUGCAGAUGGACGUGCAUAUCCAUCGCAAAGACCUUUCCUUUUGCUUCUAGCCGUCAUGCUCGGAAUGGCAGCCUGGUAUCGAUCGAGGAGUAGCGGCACUGAACUGACCCAUAGCAGCGAGGAUUGGGGCCCAUGGAGUACAGACUUGAUCCAGCUGGUCGAGUCAAACCUGGUGGAAUUUAUGGAUCAACCUUCAGUCACGGCGACCCAAACUUGCAUCCUUCUAGGGUCACAUCACGUUUAUCAUGGUCGUCCAAAUCUCUCAUUUUCAUUAUUGGGAGCAACAAUCAAGAUGGCCCAGUCCCUAGGAUUGCAGCGGCAAUAUCUGCGCGGACAACCCGAAGAUAUCGAGGAGAGGAAAAGAGUUUGGUGGACCAUCUACACAUGGGAUCGGUUUGCCUCGAUCACCUAUGGCCGGCCGUUAGGCAUCAACGACAAGGACUGCAAUCUCCAGAUGCCGCCGGAUCUCCUUGAGAACCCAAGGUUUGUCGGCCAUGGCUCCUCCCAGGAAGAAGCAAUAUGCUAUUCAUCCUAUCAGCGGGAGCUGAAUCAACUUUACUUAAUCGCUUCCCCCGCACUCGAGGCUAUUUUCGGUUCCCGCACAUUCAGGACUUCGGAACAACUGGCUGGCGACUCAUACCUUGCUUUGGUCAAACACGCUACAAAAAAACUUCAGGAAUGGCGACAUUCUCUAACCACCCACCUUAGUUUAGAUCUCAAGAAUGAUUUUCAGCCCGACAGCAAGGCAAGCUCGAAAGCGUACGCGUUACAAUCUUUGUCGCUGCAGCUGACUUAUGACAACAUUCUCGUUGUCCUGCAUCGACCGUUGUUAGCACGUCAGGUUAAUCAAUUAUCCUCUACCAGUAAGCAUUCUCCGACGGAAGUCCCAGUAAAUACACCAACAUACCACCAAGCGCAUUCCCUGAGCCAUUCUGGCUCAUAUUUUGAUUCUACAUCUUCAGAGACGCGGGUCACCAGCUCUGAGCUGUGGAUGGAUGCUGCGGUGAGGACAUCGAAGAUAACAGCACUGCCGGUCCUUAUUCGGCUCGCUACAGAAAGUCAUCUGGUCGCCUUUCUCGCCAUCAAUUUAUUUCAUGCAGCAAUAGUGCUAGCUGUCCUGGCACUUUCAGAGCCCCUUUCAGACAAGGCACAAGAAGUUAAACGCACGAUUACUCGUAUCCUCCGUGUUCAAGACCUCAUUGGCAAGCGGUCUGCACUGUCAAAACAAAGCACGAUCGUCCUCAAAAAUAUCGUCGCCCUGCUCCUUCGGCGCGAGUCAGAGGCCAUGCUUGCUCCUGUCACUCGAACAAGUGAACCAAUCGGCGACCAGAAUAACCCCCCGGGACCUGAUUCAGUUCCGAUUUCUGUAGAAGACGCUCUCCGAUUACCGUUUGAUGCAAUGCAGGACUCGCGUUAUUUCCCUACUAUCAACGAAAUGUCUUCGGAUGUUAACAGGCUGUAUCGCUUAAACGAGGGUUUAGCGUCCGUUCAACAUGCCUUGGGUCCGGGUGAUGAUCGGUUAUUCAGCAUUGCUCCGAGCGGCGAAGGUCCUCAAAGUCAGCAGUCCAUUGAGCCAAACAGACACUCCCGUAGCAUGUGGCAACCACCUACGCAAGACUGGAAUGUAUCGAACGAAGUCUAUGGCUCUAUGGAAGAUACCUUUUAUGACGGAAAUAUGGAGGGAGGGUUAUAUUGGUUAUGGGAUACGACUUGGAAUGGAAUUGACGGAUAA